AUGCUUUUCCGCCAAGCCGCUGAGGUUUUCAAGCGCGAAGAGAACCAGCUGAGAAUUCGCGCUUGUAUAUACCACAAAUUUCUCGAAAUUCACGACCUCAAUAACGGGUUCUUCGGGAGGCGUCUUGGCGACUUCUAUUCACCCACAUGUGCGUAUGGACCAUCACGAUCGGAUUCAGGAAAGCUCCAACGUCUCACAAGGUCAAUGCGUAACACUUCCGACUAUGCUGAUGUGCUGAAAUGGUUCCGGAAGUGCCGACUGGAACACACCGAGUCUUGUGGACGAGCGGUUGGGAACGAAUUUCCCCUCAGAGUGAUAGACUGCAGCACCCGAAGAUUGUGCAUAAUCUCACCCAAGAGCCAUUACAUAGCCUUGAGCUAUGUAUGGGGCUCCAGCACUUCCCAUUCACAGCUUCCCGGCGGCGGCUUGCCGGAACAGCUGCCAAGGAGAGUGGCAGACGCAAUGAAGGUCGCUCUCAUAUUUGACAUACCGUAUCUCUGGGUAGACCGCUAUUGUAUUGACCAGCACAACGCAGAGGAAAAACACAAUCUCAUAAGGAACAUGGACAAGAUCUAUCGAAAUGCCGAUCUCACAAUUAUGGCCAUAGCUGGCAAAGACUCCGAUCACGGUCUCCCUGGAGUCGGCAACACUCCUCGAAAAGCAGCAGCUAUUAGCACAGAGAGCCUGUCAUUUGUAAACAGCGUCAAUCCAGCGGAAGAAAUCCGAGAUUCCACUUGGAUACGCAGGGGAUGGACGUUCCAAGAGCUACUUCUCUCAUCCCGCCGACUCUUUUUCACAGACAGUCAGAUGCUGGGCUACUGC
Molecule: messenger RNA, 822 nt
Organism: Westerdykella ornata
Lineage: Eukaryota; Fungi; Ascomycota; Dothideomycetes; Pleosporales; Sporormiaceae
Product: HET-domain-containing protein
Exons: 1
Source: RefSeq, a predicted model, not a curated record